This is a messenger RNA of Hyaloscypha bicolor E, 711 nucleotides long. Its product is annotated as orotate phosphoribosyltransferase. The transcript has a single exon. NCBI's taxonomy places the organism in Eukaryota, Fungi, Ascomycota, Leotiomycetes, Helotiales, Hyaloscyphaceae. The coding region runs from base 1 to 711 and encodes 236 amino acids. Gene Ontology annotation, cellular component: cytoplasm. Gene Ontology annotation, molecular function: orotate phosphoribosyltransferase activity. Gene Ontology annotation, biological process: 'de novo' pyrimidine nucleobase biosynthetic process; pyrimidine nucleotide biosynthetic process; pyrimidine ribonucleoside biosynthetic process. The record is from RefSeq and is a predicted model, not a curated record.
AUGUCCACCACUCUCGCCCCAUACAAGGUCGAAUUCCUCAAAGCAGCCAUUGAUGGCGGGAUCCUCAAAUUCGGAAGCUUCGAGUUAAAAUCCAAACGCAUUUCUCCCUACUUCUUCAACGCCGGAAACUUCUACAGCGCGAAUCUCCUCCGCGCAAUCUCUACUGCAUAUGCAAAGACGAUUAUCGAAGCCAGCACGUCCUCAACCCCCCUCGAAUUCGAUAUCCUGUUUGGACCCGCGUACAAGGGAAUCCCAUUGGCGUGUGCUACAGUUGACAAGUUAGCGGAUCUGCUGCCGGAAAAGUACGGGAAGGUGUGCUAUAGCUUUGAUAGGAAAGAGGCGAAGGACCAUGGUGAAGGAGGCAAUAUUGUUGGUGCGCCAUUGAAGGGGAAGAGGGUCCUGAUUGUGGAUGAUGUUGUGACUGCUGGAACGGCGAAGAGGGAAGCCAUUGAUAAGAUCCGAAAAGAGGGCGGUAUCGUUGUCGGUAUUCUGGUGGCGUUGGAUCGAAUGGAGAAGCUGCCGGCGCCAAACGGGGAUAAUCCAAGUACACCUAUGCCCAGUGCAAUCGGAGAGAUCAGAAAAGAAUAUGGCAUCCCGGUCCUGUCGAUACUGACGCUGAAUGAUAUUAUUGGGGGCUUGAAAGGAAAGAUUUCGGAGGAGGACAUUAGACAGAUGCAGGAGUACAAAGACAAAUACAGGGCAAGUGACUAG